Molecule: messenger RNA, 3605 nt
Organism: Malania oleifera
Lineage: Eukaryota; Viridiplantae; Streptophyta; Magnoliopsida; Santalales; Ximeniaceae
Product: pentatricopeptide repeat-containing protein At5g61990, mitochondrial
Exons: 1
Coding region: 140-3247 (1035 amino acids)
Molecular function (GO): protein binding
Source: RefSeq, a predicted model, not a curated record
UGGAACUCCGCACGCCGCGCGUUCGUCUUGCCAUGAGUCCUGCUCCGCUCCCACUGCUGUAGGGGAGAGAGAUGCAAAGGUGUGCCAUCUCCCCUGAUUAAUCAAUUCAACUCCCCUCGUACCUCACUAGCAUCUAAUCAUGAAUUUGCUCUGGUCCCGGAUGUUCCAUUUCACAAAUCGAAGUCAAAAUGUUAUUACAAAGGGAGGAAGAAGGCCUGUUCAUCUCGCAAUAGCCAAUUUAUCCACCCUUCAAAUCUCCAAUGACAACGAGAGCAAAGUACGAGAAAUCUCAAACAUUCUCAAACACAACAACUGGGAAUUCCUCAUCAAAUCGACAGACAUACCGAAGAAGCUAAACCCUGAAGUGGUUCGAUCCGUUCUUCUCCAAAACGAGGUCUGUGAUCCUGUACGCCUUCUGGGUUUCUUUAACUGGUCCUGUACCCAAAUGGGUGUUCCUCAAAAUUUGCAUUCUUUUUCAAUUCUUGCUAUAAGGCUUUGUAAUUCCAACCUGUCUGGUCAUGCGAAUGGAGUUCUAGAGCGAAUGAUUGAAAAAUGUUGGCCGAAAUUGGCAAUUUUGGAUUCCGUUGCUAGUUGUUUUAGGGGCUAUGAAGGAUCUAAUCCUGUAGUUUUUGAAAUGUUGAUUGAUGGGUAUAAAAAGAUGGGUCUUUUGAAUGAGGCUGCUGAGGUAGUUUUAGCUUCUAAAAAUGGUGAAUUUUUGCCUUCUUUACUAUGCUGCAAUUCUCUGUUGAAGGAUUUGUUAAAAAUUAAUAAUAUGGAGUUGUUUUGGAAGGUUUAUGAUGGAAUGUUGAGGUCUAAGAUAGUUCCUGAUGUUUACACUUACAGUAGUUUGAUAAAUGCUCAUUGUAAGGUUGGGAAUCUUGAGAAGGGCAAGAGGCUUCUUUUUGAAAUGGAGGAGAAGGGUUGUAGUCCUAAUUUGGUGACAUAUAAUGUACUAAUUGGAGGGUUUUGUAGAGCUGGGGCCCUUAAUGAAGCCUUUGAAGUAAAGAAGUUAAUGAAAGGUAAGGGACUCGUCCCGGAUAGUUAUACGUACAACCUGCUUAUUGAUGGGCUGUGCAAACAAAAGAGAUCACGAGAGGCAAAAUUGAUGUUAGAAGAGAUGUUGAGUGUGGGUUUAAAUCCUGAUCACAUCUCUUACACUGCUUUGGCCAAUGGGUUUAUGAAAGAAGGUAAUGUAGAAGAGGCUUUUAGAGUCAAGAAUGAGAUGGAAGCUCUUAAAAUUAAGUUAAAUCUUGUCACAUAUAAUGCGCUCGUUUAUGGCCUCUGCAGGGUUGGUAAGAUGAGCAAGGCAAUGGAUUUCUUGAAUGAGAUGAUUGUAAAGGGCACAAAACCUGAUAGUCAGACCUAUAAUUUGUUGAUAGAGGGGUAUUGUCGAGAGCAUAAUAUGGUUAAGGCUUAUGAACUACUGGUUGAGAUGAAGAAUAGGAACCUAGCAGCCACAGUGUUUACUUAUGGUGUAAUAAUUAAUGGGCUAUGCCGCAUUGGAGAUCUUCAACAGGCUAAUGAAGUUUUAAAUAACAUGAUUGCUGGUGGUUUGAAGCCAAAUGCUGUUGUCUACACGACUCUCAUUAAAGGUCAUGUUCAAGAAGGUAAAUUUGCUGAGGCAGGAAGGAUUUUAAUGGGGAUGAAGGAGAAAGGGGUUUUUCCUGACACCUUUUGCUUUAAUUCUCUUAUAAUCGGCCUAUGCAAAGUGAAAAAGAUGGAAGAAGCAAGGACCUUUUUUGUUGAAAUGUUGGGCAUGGGAUUAAAGCCAAAUGCAUAUACCUAUGGGGCUUUCAUCCAUGGAUAUGGUAAGGCCGGGGAUAUGCAAAAUGCAGAUAGGUAUUUCAGACAGAUGCUACAUUGUGGUAUAGUGCCAAAUAAUGUUAUUUACACAGCCUUGAUUGAUGGGCAUUGCAAAGAUGGGAAUACAGCGGAAGCUUUUGAAGUAUUUAGAUGUAUGCUUGGGCAAAAAGUGCUUCCAGAUUUGCAGACGUAUAGUGUGAUGAUCAAUGGUCUCUCAAGGAAUGGCAAAAUGCAGGAAGCUAUGAGCAUUCUCUCAGAGCUCCAGAACAAGAGUCUGGUUCCUGAUGUAUUCACUUACAGCUCUCUCAUUUCUGGGUUUUGCAAGCAAGGUAACGUAAAGGAGGCUUUUCAAUUUCUUGAAGAGAUGCGCCAGAAAGGCAUUAAUCCAAACAUUGUUACUUAUAAUGCCCUUAUCAAUGGGUUAUGCAAGUCAGGUGACAUUGAAAGAGCCAGGGAACUUUUUGAUGAAAUCCCAGCAAAUGGAUUUGCCCACAAUGUUGUUACAUAUGCUACAAUUAUAGAUGGCUACUGCAAAUAUGGAAAUUUGAGUGAAGCAUUUCAUUUGUUUGAUGAGAUGCCAUCAAGGGGCGUUCUACCAGACAGUUUUGUCUACAGUGCCCUUGUUGAUGGGUGCUGCAAAGAAGGAAAUAUGGAGAAGGCUCUAUCUUUGUUUCAAGAAAUGGUACAAAAGGGCUUUGCUUCUAUAGGUUCCUUUAAUGCUUUGAUUGAUGGCUUCUGCAAGUCCAGCAGACUGAUUGAAGCGAACAAGUUGUUGGAAGCCAUGGUCAAUAAGGAAGUCAUGCCUAAUCAUAUUACCUACACUAUUCUGAUUGAUCAUCAUUGUAAGGCAGGAAAGAUGGAGGAAGCAGAACAGCUCUUUUCUGAGAUGCAAAACAGCAAUCUGAUGCCAAACAUUUUUACUUACACAUCAAUUCUACAUGGGUACAAGAAAAUGGGGAAAAAGCUUGAAAUGUUUGCUCUUUUUGAGCAGAUGGUGGCAAGGGGGAUUGAGCCAGAUGAAGUAACAUAUGACUUGAUGAUUGAUGCUCACUGCAUAGAAGGGAAUUUGAUAGAAGCAUUUAAGUUGUCAGAUGAAAUGUUGGCCAAAGGUGUGAAGUUGGGUAAAAUUGCAAAUGCACUGAUAGACUUCCUGUGCGAAAAGGAAGAAUUCGCUAAAGUACUGAAGUCAAUUGAUGAAAUGGCAGAGCAAGGGUUUAGUCUUAGUCUCGCCAUGUGCAGCACUCUGAUCCGUAGUUUAUACGAAGCAGGAAAUACAGACAAAGCAGCUGGAAUUCUGAGGAGUGUGGUGAGGUUGGGAUGGGUUCCAGACUCUGCUAGUUUAAGCGACUUAAUCAGUGAACACCAGUUCGAUACAAAUUGUGAUAAUGCUGCCAGUCUUUUAAAGAAUGAAGUGCCAAGAGUAGCUUAUCAGGCACAAGGUUAGAUGUUUAAAGAAGAGAAAUGGGAUUGCUGCUCCAUCUGUAGCUCCAUCAUGUUACUUGUGGAUGAUGGCCCAAACAGGGUGCUAAAAAGUUAACUUACCUAAUGGGUGGAUCAAUCAUGUCAUGUGUGGAUGGUGGCCCAAACAUGGUGCUAAAGUAAAUUUAGCCUAAUGGAGGAAGCCAUAGACCUGGUUCUCACUUUUGCUAAAAGUUGUGGAUUCAACACUUGGAAAAGUGAGUUCUACUUCCUGAUUUUAUGGAGAAACUUGUUCAAAAUGAGUUUUUGUGGAAUAUUUAGCUUAAUACUUAUGCUAACGUAUAGAUUGGACAUAAUUAAUUUGUUGCUCACCGAACCUAAAA